CACAAUGUGGAUUCCCGAACGCAAUUUAGGUGAAUGCAAAGGAUAACUUCUCCGCUUGAGCCGACGUAGAGAAGAAACGCGCAAAAGGGAAUUGUGGUUGAAAAUUAAUCUGUAGUGGAGAUAAAUAAUGCCAAAAGUACGGCGAAGCAAGAAGCCACCUCCCGAUGGUUGGGAGCUGAUCGAACCCACCCUGGAAGAAUUGGAGCAGAAAAUGCGUGAAGCUGAAACGGAACCUCACGAGGGCAAAAGAAAACAGGAAUCUUUAUGGCCGAUAUUCAAGAUACAUCAUCAGAAAUCUCGUUACAUCUACGACUUGUUCUACAGGAGGAAAGCGAUCAGUCGUGAAUUGUACGACUACUGCCUGAACGAGAACAUAGCGGACAAGAACCUGAUAGCCAAGUGGAAGAAGGUCGGCUACGAAAACUUGUGCUGCUUAAGAUGCAUCCAGACCAGAGACACGAAUUUCGGCACGAAUUGCAUCUGCAGGGUGCCGAAGGGCAAGCUGGAGGAAGGUCGCAUCGUCGAGUGUAUACAUUGCGGUUGCAGGGGAUGCUCGGGUUGAGCCAGCGCGUUAUUCCAAAGACACCAGAACGGUAGUACUCGAUGUUCAUUCGGAACGUGCGAGUGUCCUUCCGGAUGGCGCUGAUCGUAAUGUCCGUGCCGGAGCGCAUCCUCGGCAGGCGCAUCUG
Dinoponera quadriceps is the source of this 689-nucleotide messenger RNA. It is a transcript of the gene l(1)10Bb, whose product is annotated as protein BUD31 homolog. The transcript has 4 exons. Gene Ontology annotation, biological process: mRNA splicing, via spliceosome. The coding region runs from base 128 to 562 and encodes 144 amino acids. The record is from RefSeq and is a predicted model, not a curated record. Gene Ontology annotation, cellular component: spliceosomal complex; nucleus. NCBI's taxonomy places the organism in Eukaryota, Metazoa, Arthropoda, Insecta, Hymenoptera, Formicidae.